AUGCGGUUGUCAAAUAUAAGAAUGGUCAAGCCAGAGCGUUGCUGGUAUGGUGGAAGACUAUCUCAUCGGAAUGCGUCCCAGGAGGCUGCCGUCCCAGGUUACAGACGACCAGCUAAGCAGAUACUCAUCUCCCUCCAGCAGCCAAAGAGAGACUUAAGAUAG
Molecule: messenger RNA, 162 nt
Organism: Geodia barretti
Lineage: Eukaryota; Metazoa; Porifera; Demospongiae; Tetractinellida; Geodiidae
Source: the annotation of a GenBank genome assembly